CUGUUUGCCGCAUACACAUUGUCUGUUAUUCGCACAAGCCGGCACCGGCAUUGGGCAGCUGUCUGCUGUUCGCACAAGCCAUCACCAGCACUGGGCAGCCGACUGUGGUGACCGGAUAUGUGCCUAGAAACUAGUAAUACGCGUACGUAGACGUGUAGGAAUCUCGUGGUGUGCUCAAGGUUUAGCGUAGUUGCACAAUAUUUGGGCAGUUGGCAGGAAAAGGUGGAGGUACAAGCAGGGUAGACUGUACAGUAGAAGGAGACUACAGCCCAGAAUACUAGUCAAUAUCUAAAAUGAUUAGUAGACUGUACUCGGUGAGCUCUACUCUAGAGCUACUGAAAGCAGACCGACAGCCCUAGGAGCGUUCGUACACCGUUUCCAAAUAAGCACUACUUCUGGUGGCAAAUAUGUCCAAGCAAUUACAAAAUUUAUUUAGCUCAGAGCAGAAGGACAGGUCACGUGAGCUGUGCAUUGUGGUGGGCUGGUAAGAACAUGGCGUCUGCAUUCCGAAGACUGACCGUUGUUUCCCGAACGUUUAUACUUGCGUUAUUGGGUAUUCCGACAACGUAUUGGUUUAAUUCCAUGAAAUCGAUGUCGAAUCAUUGGGUAAUUUUCUGGGGCUCCAAUGCGAUCCUAGCUGCUGUGGUUCUCUUCGUCUACCUUUUUCCUCCAACGGAAAGCGACAGUCCUGCCAGAAAGGAUCCUUUCCUUUACGCGUUCUCUCUCUUUUGCUAUACUGCUCUUGUCGACCUAUGCAUCGGUCUUGAAUUACAUGGUUGGAUCAGCAACUCCAUGCUAUUCUAUUUCAAAGAAGGAGAACCCUACUUGGCUACCUCCCAUGGUAUGAUGAUCAAUUACUGGGAUGGAACUGUACACCUGCUCUUGUAUUUGAUACUCAUUGAUGGGAUAGCAAGGCGACAUGAAUAUCGAAAUAUUGGCCUGUAUUGGUUUGGAUCUAUAUUCAAUAGCCUCAUUGUUCUCCUCUGUGGCUCAGUAUCAGGUGAAAUUGGUACUCGCCUACGAGCAUCGUAUUUUCUCAAUACAGCAUAUGUUAUUGUACCACUUGUAUUUGUCACCCGCUUACUUCAAAAGGAUCGACACUUCAUAGUUAAAACACAAGACAAGACAGGAAUCUGGAGGCGACCAUUAGACAUGCUGUUCAUUGUCUACUUUGUUGGUGCCAUCAUUGUGGCAUUCAUCAGAGGCUAUGCCAGUCUUGGCUCUCCAACUUGGAUCAGUCAAUGGUAUCUCACUGAAGUUGAGCCUUACAUCGCCGAUUCAUCAGGAUUUCCCAGAAUGCAGAUGUUGACUUAUGUUUGGUAUUUUGUGCCCUAUUAUGGCAUGUCUAUUUAUGGGCUACUAAAUCAUGGUAGGUCAUGGAUGCUGGACUGGUCUAUGAUACAUGCUGGAGCAGCAGCACAGGCUCAGUUUAGUCACAUUGGAUCAUCUCUAUACAGCCUAAAUGGUAGUCAACAAGUACCAGAGGGUGGUGCAUUGACAUUUUGGCUGGUUAAUAUUAGCUUAGCCAUUGUUCCGCAGCUCUUUGCGUUUCGCUGCUUUACCAAUGAAAACUUCUUUGUACCUUCGUCUUCCAAAGCUUCUGACUGAGACAACUAGAUCUCUUGUCGACUGUAAUUCAAUAUGAUAGCUUUGGUUCUGUUUCUUUCUCAUAUUCAAGUUUGAUGUUAAACAGUGACGUGACCUUUUCAGACAUAGAGAACUGUCGGCCAUCAGUGCUUGCUCACAGAUAACACGAGUGUACUGUACCUGUUUGAAUUUUGCUCGAAUUUUCUUUAUCUUCUCUUGCAAAUUUGGAUCAGUAGGUUUGUCUACAGGAAACUCAGCAAUCAUGAUCAACAGCUGUUCAAGACA
Corticium candelabrum is the source of this 1872-nucleotide messenger RNA. Its product is annotated as transmembrane 6 superfamily member 1-like. Lineage: Eukaryota; Metazoa; Porifera; Homoscleromorpha; Homosclerophorida; Plakinidae. The transcript is spliced from 8 exons. The record is from RefSeq and is a predicted model, not a curated record. Bases 493 to 1608 code for a protein of 371 amino acids.